AUGUCCAACACCCGGUCCGAGUCGAGCCCAGAUGGCGUUUUACCAUCUUCAUCAUCAUCCUCGUCUACAGCAGUUCAGACAACUGGCUUUAGUAGGAAAAUCAAUUUCUGCCAAUGGUGUGGUGGCUCGACAAAGCAUGAGAUACCCGAUGGGGAGGAAAAGGCAAGAGCCAUUUGCACACUGUGUGGGAAAAUCACUUAUGAGAAUCCAAAAAUGGUUGUUGGUUGCCUCAUUGAACAUGAAAACAAGAUACUGCUAUGUAAACGCAAUAUUCAACCGUCAUUUGGCCUUUGGACUCUUCCAGCCGGAUACAUGGAGAUUGGAGAAUCUGCUGCAGAAGGAGCAAUUAGGGAAACUUGGGAGGAAGCAAAUGCAGAAGUUGAAGUUCAGUCACUGUUUGCUCAUUUGGAUAUCCCUCUCAUCGGCCAAACGUACAUUAUUUUCCUGGCAAAGUUGAAGAGACCACACUUUGCACCAGGUCCAGAAUCAUCCGAAUGCCGGUUUUUUGCGCUUGAGGAUAUUCCUUUUGAUUCUUUGGCGUUUUCAUCGAUGUUGGUCACGUUGAAAUUGUACUUUGAAGAUAUUAAGGUUGGACGUCCCAAGUUUCACUAUGGCAUCAUAAACAAAAGGCCCGGUACAAGCCCUUCGGAGAUUAAUGCCUACACGUUCGAUCAUCAUAUGAAAUGCUGA
Molecule: messenger RNA, 690 nt
Organism: Striga hermonthica
Lineage: Eukaryota; Viridiplantae; Streptophyta; Magnoliopsida; Lamiales; Orobanchaceae
Source: the annotation of a GenBank genome assembly